Molecule: messenger RNA, 4538 nt
Organism: Gamsiella multidivaricata
Lineage: Eukaryota; Fungi; Mortierellomycota; Mortierellomycetes; Mortierellales; Mortierellaceae
Product: DNA replication factor Dna2-domain-containing protein
Exons: 10
Coding region: 179-4411 (1410 amino acids)
Biological process (GO): replication fork reversal
Cellular component (GO): cytoplasm
Molecular function (GO): helicase activity; 5'-flap endonuclease activity
Source: RefSeq, a predicted model, not a curated record
GCUCACCUCAACAUCACUUGUUUGACGUCCACCGGUAACAAGUGGGCACAGCAGCGCCAGCACUACGCCUUCUUCACGCACUUGCCUGGCUGACCAAGGCAAUAGCUAUUACAGGGCCAGCCUUGCAUCGCAUAAGAACGCCAGCUAGCACCAGUGUGCAAAGUGCAACUACUGUGUGAUGCCCACUAUGCCGAAGAAGAAAGCUAAUACCAUCAACAGCAGUAGCAGCAAGAGUUUUGGCAGCACUAGUAUGUUCAAAAAGAGUAGUAGCAGCUCAACGCUGGGUACUCGGACAGACACUAAACUGAGCCAGGCGAGUCUGAGUAGUUUCUUCAAAGCGCGUCCACCCGAUACAUCUGCAAAGGAAGCGCCGGCUAUUCCUGCAUCAAUAAUACCCACCAAACCCUCGACACUGCAUUCAACGCCCAUUGCAAAGCCAGCUCCAACAUCCGUCUCAUUAUCAGCAUUAGCCCUUUUAUCUGAAAGAGCAGUUGGGGCAAAGGCGCCACGGCGGAUCAUCAUCGAUGACAAUGACGAUGAAUACCUCGCUAAUUCUGGUUCACGAGCCAUGUCAAUGCUCACUACAAAGCCAUUGAAGCGAUUCAAGGCAGAAAAGGCUCGUGUUUUCACCAUUCAACGCACCGCAGCUGCAAUAUCAGCCGUCAACGAUAAUGCAUUGCCAUUUGAGGAUCGCAUGCCAGUUUCGCCGCCUGACACCUCAGACCCUGCUGCUGUGCAAUUGUCAGAGCAAACUGAGAAUGUGGACGACUUGACGAAUCAGAAGCAGAUAGGGCCAGCAACUCAGCCCAUAAUUAUCCCGGAUUCAUCCUCGCAGUCAGGUACCACCAUCACUACCACUCCUCAAAAGGAUAUCACUCAACGCAAUAGCUCAGUUUCUCAGAAAUCCAACGAAAAAUCCAGCCCUUUCAGGACUCCAAAUGAAAAGUCUCGACGCUCAUCUUCAACCAUGGAGUCCCUCGGUCUUUCACCUCAGGAUUCUGUCUUUUGGGUUAGGACGCCGCCAUCAGAGGCGCUGAAAAAGCUUGAGGCCAUGAGUAGUGGCAGCUCGCAUGAGGAAGAGAUUGCAUCGAUCGUGGGCCGUCUUUACGAGACAUCCUCUGCAGGUGCAGCAUUGCGAUCAAUGGAUAAGGAACCGAGAGAUCGGAUCAAGGAUAUGCUAAACACGAUCCGUGGAUCCAGUAUUGUCUUAGAUCCUGACCUAGAAGACGAUCUGGAAGAUUUAGAGAGGCCCGACCCAAAGUCGCCCACAAAGGAGCUUGUCGAUCGACACAAAAACAUGGCGGCGCAUCGGCAAGGCCUCGUCCGACAUCGUAGCGCGCACGAAUUAGGCUGCGCCAAGGAACGAGGAGGCACAACUAGACCCGUAUCCUCCUCAAAUCUACCUUUUCCAGCAUACAUGACGUCCCCCUCCAAGCGCCGUGAGGAUGUGUUGAAGAUGAUUGAGCAGAUAAACGCUAACAUUGGGGAGCCCUCUGAAAAUGGACAGGAUGACAGUGGGGGUCCAUCUUUAUCCAUGCGAACACUAAUGGGCUCCAGGCAGAGUACAGGUGCCAGUACAUUAUUUUCAGGGCGAAGGGCCAGGGUAUUUGACCGGCCAACGGCAUCGGACAGCAUAUCGGGGAUUCCAUUGCAGGACCGGCUUCCUCAGCCACAAUCCCCUCCUGGGGAGUUCGACAGCUUUUUCACAGAUUUGGAUAUGGACGACCAAGACUUUGCGGAGCUCACGCAGUUGGAGCUGUCCUCAACGUCUAUGAGCUCCGCCGGUUCAAACACGACAUCGGUGUCCUGUCCAUCCAGUUCUGCGGGGUCGUGUGCCAACAGAGGUUUCUCUCACGUCCACCGGGAGCUUUUAGACUUGGAUAUGGAGUCUUCUGCCAGCAUGAUCAACAUACGCUCCACACUGCAAAGUUCAGAAUGUGCCGAAACGACUCCUCUGGUGAAUCAGGCAAGAGUUGCGUCCCCCAGAGACGAUUUUGACGAUCUGUUGGAUUUAGGAGACGACUUUGACAUCGAAGACGAUCUCGGCCUCAGUGAGUUCUCUUCGAUGCCUCGGAAAGACAGCGCAAAGUAUAGGCGCUUUCUUGUCAAUGAGGUCAGCGAUGGUAUUAUAGAUAGUCGCUGGAUCGGGCGAUGCAAGGUCCUUGAGGCACAGGAAACGAAAGACAGCACUCACUAUCGAAUAUUCUUGCGGGAUUCUUGGAGCUCCAGCCGGAUCGCACCAGGCAACAUUGUUCACGUCAUCAAUGCGUUGUUCUUCCAGCUGAAUACACCAGAAUUGAUGGUGAACGAUGCACAGGGCUUCCUGAUUGUCCGACCCGACAUUCUCAUCCCAACGUCAGUCCUUGCAGAGAGCUUUUCGUGCAUCAGAAAACCGAUUGUUGACAUCCGGACUCGAAAGACUGACAAAACCACAGUGCCACUCAUUCAUGGAACAAUGCUUCACGAGCUGUUUCAACAUUCUCUCCAAGCCAACAACUUUUCGACUGCGGCCAUGGAAUCCUGCAUUGAUAAAAUUAUCAAAGCUCAUCUGAAUGACCUGUAUCUUGUCAAUGAGUCCAUUGAUAUCGCUAGAGAUAGCAUAUCGCGGCUGAUACCAUCCUGUCAAGACUGGGCAAGACGAUACCUAAGAGCUACGCCCACUUCAGAAGGAACUUUUGAGGACAGCAUUGGCGUAGCAAUUAGCAAUAGGUCAGACGUGUUGUGUGUUAACAAGAUCCUGGACAUCGAAGAAAACAUUUGGUCACCCAUGUUUGGCUUGAAGGGCAAGAUCGAUGCAAGCAUCCAAGUGGUUGUCAAGACGACCAAAAAGACCGCUGGCUUCGAAGAGAUCGACAUGUGCACCCUGACGGUCCCUUUCGAAUUGAAAACUGGCAGGAAGUCCGUCAUACCACAUCGUGCUCAAACCAUGCUCUAUACCCUUCUUAUGACGGAUCGCUACGAUGUGGAUGUGCGGUGGGGCUUACUACUUUAUUUAAAAACAGGAGAGUUCAUUCGCGUUCCAGCACCCCAUGAUGAGAUCAGGACGAUUCUCAUGCAACGCAACGAAAUUGCCGUUUUCGAAGAGGAAAUGUUGACGUUGCCUCCCAUGGCCAAGAACGCACAGAAAUGUGAGCGAUGCUUUUCAUUCUCGUCAUGCAGUGUGCUUCAUAAGCUGCUUGAGGACGGUAAUGCCGAGUCGUCUGGUCUGGGAACGAGGUUCGACGAGGUUACGGAUCAUCUGAACGGGACUCAUGCAGCAUUUCUUCGUCAUUGGAAUCGAUUGCUGACCUUGGAGCAAGGCGACGUGGCCAUGUUCCAAAGUCAGAUUUGGUCCAUGCUGUCAGCUGAGCGACAAGCGGCAGGAGAUUGCUUCAGCAACCUGCUCCUUGUCGAGCAGCUGCAUAGUAGCGAACCGCGGGCCAAAGCCGUGGACGAUGGCGUCGAUGAUAUCUCAUUAGGACGAUAUGGCCGCUAUCGAUAUCGGUUCAAAAUUGAGGCGCCUUUACCCUCUCUCAGCCAGCAAACGCUAUCACAAACUCUGCGUGGUGGCAAUUCGCUGCUGAGCUCCAAUAUCUCUGUCGGCGACCCUAUUGUCGUCUCCUCAGAAACUCAGCACUAUGCUCUAGCGAUUGGCCAAGUCCAGGAUAUGAGUAUGAGCGAUGUUACAGUUGGCCUGGAUCGACCACUACUAGGCCCUCCGAUCAGACUGGAUGGCUAUGACCAGGAACGCAAUCAGUCCUACAGAGGGUUGAUAGACAUUGUCGCAUCAUCCAGGUCGGCUGCAAGUGAUUUUGGCAGCUAUCACGCGUAUCUCCAAAAGUUUGGGACUACCUUUCGCAUCGACAAGGAUGAAAUGGCAGCUGGGAUCGCCAGGACCAGGAACAAUCUGGUGCAACUGUUUCGUGCAGACGCGGACGGAGGUGAUUCAAAGCGACGACGUCUUGUUGUCGAUCUGGAACGCCCUAUCUUUGAACCUGUCAAAGUCUUUCAGCACAAUGACUUGCACUUGAAUGACGAUCAGCGACAUGCCAUCGAAACCGUGCUGACUGCAAGGGACUAUGCACUUAUUCUCGGCAUGCCAGGGACAGGGAAGACCACGACGAUUGCUCAAAUUAUACACACGCUGGUUGCGCAAGGGAAAUCAGUCCUCUUGAGCUCGUACACUCAUUCUGCUGUUGACAACGUUUUAAUGAAGCUGCGGUCCGACAUCAAUGUUGUACGACUUGGAAACAAGGAUAGGAUCCAUCGGGACAUCCGGCACCUGAUACCUGACUUUAGUCAACCGCCUAUGAACACUGUAGAAGCUAUCCAUAAAUUUUAUGGAAGAUGUCAAGUUGUCGGGACGACAUGUCUAGGCAUUGGCGAUAUAAUAGCCCCCUAUUCACAGAGAAACGCUUUGACUACUGCAUAAUCGAUGAGGCAUCCCAGAUCACUCUGCCAGCAUGCCUUGGGCCCAUACGUUAUGCCGAUGUCUUUGUUCUCGUUGGGGAUCACAAUCAACUUCCGCCUCUUGUCAAAAAUGCAGAGGCAAAGAAGGA